GGAAAACGCGAAAAGGUGAAACCCACAAAACAGCGCAAAAUUGAAGGAAAAAAAAAAAAUUUUAAAUACGCGUCAGGAACAAUGCAGAAAAAAAUUCCCACGCACAGGAAGAAUAUAUAACCGCCACUUGCGCAGGAAACGAAUAUUUUUUAUUGCAAAGCUUGGAGAAAAAAAAGCCAGAAUUAAUUUUUUACAAACAAUUUUGUGGCAUAUAAAAAAAAAAAAAAACAAACAAAAAAGAAAUAAACAGCCAGCCAGUGAAUACCAACGGAACAUAUACUUCCUCAUUGAUCACUUGCUAAUUAACUUCUCUUCUCCCCUGCGCAGUACCAUCUGCUUUAUAAACUCCAGUAGAAAAAUAGUAGUUCGCCAAAAAUGUCACUACAAGUGAUGGACCAAAACGAUUUUCAGCACAUACUGAGAAUCUUGAAUACCAACGUUGAUGGAAAGGAAAAGGUUACCAUUGCCUUGACGGCCAUAAAGGGAAUUGGGAAGAGAAUGGCCACUGUGAUUUGCAAGCAGGCCAAUGUGGACUCGACCAAGAGAGCAGGAGAACUCACCACGGAGGAGAUAAAUAACAUUGUGCACAUCAUGAAUGCCCCAUCUCAAUUCAAAAUCCCCGACUGGUUCUUAAACCGAAGGAAGGAUGUAAAGGAAGGAAAAAAUCUGCACGUCAUUGCUAACCAACUGGACUCUUACCUACGUGAGGACUUGGAAAGAAUGAAAAAAAUCAGACUGCACAGAGGUCUACGUCACCACUGGGGACUGAGAGUUCGUGGUCAACAUACCAAGACCACUGGACGAAGAGGAAGAACUGUUGGUGUUUCCAAAAAGAAGGGAGCGUAAAUGAAUUAUCAG
This is a messenger RNA of Plasmodium coatneyi, 858 nucleotides long. Its product is annotated as 40S ribosomal protein S18. Gene Ontology annotation, molecular function: structural constituent of ribosome; RNA binding. Gene Ontology annotation, cellular component: small ribosomal subunit; ribosome; cytosol. The coding region runs from base 376 to 846 and encodes 156 amino acids. The transcript is spliced from 2 exons. Gene Ontology annotation, biological process: translation. NCBI's taxonomy places the organism in Eukaryota, Apicomplexa, Aconoidasida, Haemosporida, Plasmodiidae. The record is from RefSeq and is a predicted model, not a curated record.